Messenger RNA from Morchella importuna, 1623 nucleotides. RefSeq lists its product as uncharacterized. Lineage: Eukaryota; Fungi; Ascomycota; Pezizomycetes; Pezizales; Morchellaceae. The transcript is spliced from 6 exons. The record is from RefSeq and is a predicted model, not a curated record. The coding region runs from base 1 to 1623 and encodes 540 amino acids.
AUGUCGAGACUUCGCACCAAAGAAAAGCCCAUAGCCGUGCAGGAAUCCGAUGACGAUAUUGAUGAUGAUGAGGAGGAUGAAGAGGUGGAGGAAGAAAAUCCUGACGGAGUCUUUGAGCUUCCUGAAAAGCUCGAGGAAUGUCAUUGGCAGCGGCGCUCAAUAACAGAUCUUUAUGAUAUGAUGUCGAGUCCCUUUUUAGACUUAAAUCCAGACUACCAAAGAGAUGUUGUUUGGAAUAGUGAUAGAAUGACAAAACUCAUAAACUCUUUGAUAUGCAAUUACUAUAUCCCCCCUGUUAUAUUUAAUGUUCAAACGAUAAAGACAGAAGAAGGCGGGGAGAGAUUUCUCCGGAUCUCAAUCGACGGGAAGCAGCGUCUUUCGUCUAUCCGAGAAUUUGUCAAUGGAAACAUUCCUUGUACAGAUAAGCACGGUCGUAAAUGGUUUUUCAAAGAUAAUGGCAGUCCGUCCGGCAAAAAGAAACGAUUACUCAAUGAGAAAUUCAAGCAACAUUUCUUGUCCCAAGAACUACUUUGUGCAGAAUAUGCGGCUUUGGAAAGAAAACAGGAAGAAGAUCUGUUUUCGCGCGUUCAAUUAGGGGUGCCACUCACACCCGCCGAAAAACUCCGAGCGAGCUCAGGUGCUUGGCAGGCAUUCGCUCUUGAAAUAGAACAGAAGUAUCCAAAUCUCAUGCAAACCGUGGAUAAUAGACGUGGUCGGAGCUUUCAGCUUAUUUUACAAAUCUUUAAGCAGAUCCUCAAUUCAGAGGAUCAAAACUCUAAAUACAGCGCUGGCGCUAUUUCCCUUAAGGCCUUCUGUGAACGUACAAAUCUUCUUGACGAACCUUUCAGGGCUACCGUAAAAAACGUCUUUUAUAAGUACAAUGAGAUACUGAAGAGGCAUCCAGAAACAUUCCAGAAUCAUAAUUACACCCACGCAACAAAAUAUUCACCUAUAGAAUUUGUUGCCUCUGCGCUUUUGAUCCACCAACAUCCUAAUCGGACCAACCCUACUCUUCUCAGUGGGGAUAUCCUGAAGAUGCGUCAAGUGGUUAGAGAGGAAAGACAAGAUCUCCGCAGUAAUAGCUCGACCUGGAGUUCUCUUAUGAAUCGUAAUGUCCAGCAGAAUAUGACACCACGAGAUGGAGUUCGGGAAGUUCAGAAUCUCAAUACAAGAACCCCAGAGGGUUCUAAUAAUGUCCAGCAGAGUGUAGCGCCAGGAAAAUCAGGGCCACAAGCGCGAAGGUUAUCCAAAAGAGCGGUCCCCUCGGCAGAUUCUUACAGUCCAGCUCCUUCAUCGUUGCAGAGCCCGCAUACGCAUAUGGGGCCCGGGGGUGAGUUUGAACAACACCGGGAAGCGUUAGCAUCACAACGAUAUUCUAUAGCAUCGCUACCGCCUCGGCCAUCAACUAGUCAAACCCAAGCUCCCACGGCGCCGCUUAGGCAGCCUGCAGCAGAGUGCCCGGGCGAUCGAUUUAUGGCUAUCACAAGGACACAUAAUAGAAUUACGAACGAAGCCUGGAACGAAUCUUCUCUUGGCGGAAGCACAAGUUAUUCUUCACCCCAAAGGCCAAUCAAAAGACCCAGAAUAGAAAACGAGGCGUCGAGGAUAAAAAGAGAAGAAUGA